AUGAGUGAAGACGCACCCACGCCUCCCCCGGGCGCUUCAUACACCAGCACAGCGACGACUAGCACAUCGUCUGCAGCGGCUACAACAGGCCAGUCGACUCUCCGCCGUGCCCCGAGCGUCACUAGCUCACAUUGGUCAGCGGCAGACACGCCCCAGCACCACUACCAGGGCACCUCCUACUUCCCACAUCCAGCAAGGGCCACCUCCCCAUCCAGACCACGCAGGCGACCAGACAUAGUCAGAAGCAUGUCUGCAACCUCGCAGCGCAGGGCACGCAGCAGCUCUGCAUCCAGCUCACCCGCAACACCACGCGUCUACCGCGACAACAGCAACCUGCUCACAGAGGAAGACGAUGACAAUGACAACGACUCUAUCACCCCCACAGAGCGUCUCAGUCGCGGAAAGGGCCUCGCCAGCGUCCACGAUGGAGACGAUGACGACGACGACGACGACAACGGCGACGACAGCUCAGAGAGAGACGCAGACGGCUCAGACCGGGAGGACGAUGACCCGAUCACGGUCAAAGACCGCCAGUCGCUCAUCAACGUCGAGCACCCCUUCGGUCUCCCCAUCUGGAAGCCUGCCCUCUACAAGAAGUCUCGCUCCGUCACCCGCCACGCCGAUGCAGCCCUGCACUCCCAACCCUCCGCACAGGCAGGCCGCCAUCUCUAUCCCGGCAAUAUAUUCUGGCUCGUGUGCUUCGGAUGGUGGCUCGCUCUAGCCAGCUUUGCCGUCUCCAUCGUCCUCAGGCUCGUCCCCAUGGGCGGAAAGCAGUACUCCAACCUUGCAUACGGCCUCGGCUGGUACGUCGCCUGGCCCUUUGGCAAGUACGUCGAGGGAAGUGGCUUUGGCGGAGACCUCGAGAGCCGUGGCACACAGGCAGACGACCCAGCAGGACAGCCAAGUCAGGCCCCCACCACUCCCCAGGCUGGCAGGUGGCAGUCUCCCCCCUCCACCACCCGGCCGCGCGGUGCUGCCAGCGAACGCACUGCCCUUCUCGAGCCAGUGGAUGAGCACGUCGCGACGCUCCCCUGGAAGUCGUACGGCGCCACCGCAUCGCCGGGCAGCAUCUCCCCAGACGAUAAGCCCCACCGCGAUGACUGGCUGGGGCGCGGCUUUUUCUGGUUCCUGUUCUCCAUCUGCAUCGCCCCGCUCAUGCUCUUCGCCUGCAUCACCUGCUGGGCGUUCAUCUUCACCAUCCCCAUGGCCAAGCUCAACUGGGCCCUUAUCCAGUACAUCUUCUCCGGCCCAGACAAGAUCCGCUUCUGCGCCGCACCCCCCGUCGUCGUCGUCCCCUCCCGCGAGGCCAGCGGCUCCACCAUCGGCCCCGACGGCGACAGCACCCCCGCCCAGCCCGAGUACGCCGUAAAGCACCCACGCCUCGCCGAGGGCCAGCUCGCGCCGAGCAUGGACGGCCCGCCGACCUCGCGCGUGCUGCUGUGCGUGUACCGCGCGAUGGGCUGGCAGUACUACAAGUACACCGUCGGCGGCGUCAACAUCAUCUUCGUCAACCUCAUGCCCCUCGUUUUCUUCGUCAUCUUCGACGGCUUCGUCCUCCUCCCCCUCGUCGACCACCGCGAGGCCGCGGGCAAGCACGUCAACUCCUUCCUCGCCUUUCUCGCCUCCCGCGCGCUCAUCUUCAUCAUGAGCCUCGCGAGCGUCAUCCCUCUUUCGUAUUUCAUCGGCAUGGCCGUCGCCUCCAUCUCGGCCCAGUCCUCGAUCGGCAUGGGCGCCGUCAUCAACGCCAGCUUUGGUUCCAUCAUUGAAAUUAUUCUCUAUGCUAUCGCCCUGACACAGGGAAAGGGCCACCUCGUCGAAGGCUCCAUCGUCGGAAGCUUGCUCGCUGGCGUGCUGCUCAUGCCCGGCCUCAGCAUGUGCGCGAGCGCCGUGCGGAGGAAGGAGCAGCGGUUCAACGCCAAGAGCGCCGGCGUGACGAGCAUGAUGUUGAUCAUGGCCUUUAUAGGCACGCUGACCCCCACCCUGUUCUACCAGACCUACGGCAAUUUUGAGCUCAUUUGCGACAAGUGUCCCGAUGGUCCAUCGUCCCAAUGGAAGUGCAAUCAGUGCUAUUACCAGCACCCGGACCCUGUCGAGGAUCCAUUCUAUCAGUCGACCGUCAAGCAGCUCAUGUAUUUCUGCGCUAUCAUUCUCGUUUUCUCUUAUCUUGUCGGCCUCUGGUUCUCCCUCCGCACGCACGCAACCCAGAUCUGGCAGAACCCACAGCAGCUCCUCCAGCAACCCCUCGAGCUGCCGAGCAACCGGCUCUCGGUCUACCAACGCCUUCUGCAGCCCGGUCAAGGCCAGGGCCCCGCGUCCCAGGCAUCUCACCCCCGCUCUCUCCGCCACAAGCGCAGCAACGUCACCAGCGCCGCAGACAGCGACUUCCCCUCGCGCAGCGCAACACCGACCCCGCGCGCCCCCGACGUCCAAGUCAGCUUCACCGACCGCCGCCCCGCCCCGCCCUCACCCACACUCACCAGGCGCGUCUCGCACGCGCCGCAGGUCGCGCCCUCGCAGCAGCAGGGGAUGACGCCCCUGCUCGAGAGCGUCGACUUUGCGAUGAAGAACAACAACCUACACCCGACGCAGCUCCCCGAGUCCAUGACCACCGACGACUUCACCCGCGCCGUCGCCGUCGCCACCGUCAGCGCGCUCCGCCAUCAGCAGACGCUGCAGGGUCCUGCACGCCUCCGCGCGGCCGCUGCGGGCGCCGAAGCCGACACCGGCGGGCACGGCGGGCACGAGGCGCCGGAGUGGAGCCGUGGCACGUCCGCCGCGGUGCUCCUCUCGUGCACAGCGCUGUAUGCCAUCAUCGCCGAGCUGCUCGUCGACGUCGUGGACGUCGUCCUCCAAGGGUCUGGUAUCGACGAGAAGUUCCUCGGCAUCACCCUGUUCGCUCUGGUGCCCAACACAACCGAAUUCAUGAACGCCGUGUCCUUUGCGUUGAACGGCAAUAUUGCGCUGAGUGUUGAAAUCGGCUCUGCAUACGCACUCCAAGUCUGUUUGCUGCAAAUUCCUGCGAUGGUCGCAUUCUCCGCCUGGUAUGCACCCGAGAAGAUGGGAGCCGUGGCCUAUACCUUCACUCUGGUAUUCCCCCGAUGGGACGUGAUCGUGAUCAUCCUCUCCGUCUUCCUCAUGACCUAUACCUACAUCGAAGCGAGGAGUAACUACCACAGGGGAAGUAUCUUGAUUCUAAGUUACCUCGUCCUUGUGUCAGGCUUCUACUUCGCCCCUCGCGUCGCCGACGACGCUGAACCCGUCGACUGGCGCUCAACCAUCACAGCGCUCAAAUAUUUCUUCGUCUCUCCUUAG
This is a messenger RNA of Coniophora puteana RWD-64-598 SS2, 3312 nucleotides long. RefSeq lists its product as uncharacterized. Gene Ontology annotation, biological process: intracellular calcium ion homeostasis; calcium ion transmembrane transport. NCBI's taxonomy places the organism in Eukaryota, Fungi, Basidiomycota, Agaricomycetes, Boletales, Coniophoraceae. The transcript is spliced from 6 exons. Gene Ontology annotation, molecular function: calcium:proton antiporter activity. Gene Ontology annotation, cellular component: membrane; endomembrane system. Bases 1 to 3312 code for a protein of 1103 amino acids. The record is from RefSeq and is a predicted model, not a curated record.